Molecule: messenger RNA, 948 nt
Organism: Phialemonium atrogriseum
Lineage: Eukaryota; Fungi; Ascomycota; Sordariomycetes; Cephalothecales; Cephalothecaceae
Product: arginase
Exons: 1
Coding region: 1-948 (315 amino acids)
Cellular component (GO): cytoplasm; nucleus; cytosol
Molecular function (GO): arginase activity; manganese ion binding
Source: RefSeq, a predicted model, not a curated record
AUGCCACCCCCACCCCCACCCCCGCUCAAAUCCCUCACCCUAAUCCUCUCCCCCUACCACAACGGCCUCCGCAACCUCGGCCCCGGCGCCGGCCCACCCCGCCUCCUCUCGCACAACCUCCUCGCCGCCCUCCGCUCCACCGGCGUGCCCCUCCUCUCCAUAGUCGACGACCUCGACCCCUCCUCCCCCUCCACGCCCCUCGACGGCGACAUCCCGCGCAUCUUCGAGCUCUUCCGACGGACCUCGCUCGCCGUGUCGCGGGCCCGCGCCGCGGGCUCCUUCCCCAUCGUCGUGUCGGGGGACUGUGGCGCGAGCGUGGGCGUUGCGGCGGGCCUGCUGCAGUCCGGGUGCGUCACCGACAAAGAGCUGGGGUGCGUGUGGUUCGACGCGCACGACGACCUCAACACGCCCGACACGCUGGCCAGCGGGUACUUUGACUCGAUGCCCAUCGCUAUGCUGGCGGGGCUGUGCUGGAAGGGCCUGUUGGCUACAAUCCCCGGGUUUAGGCCUCUGAGCUUGGACGGGCUGGUCCAUUGCGGGUUGCGGGACGUGACGGCGCUGGAGCGGCAGCGGGUUGAGGAGGCGGGUUAUGAUGUGGUCUGGGGUGAUGCGGGCAGGAAGGUGGACUUUGUGGGUGAGCUGGGGACGGCGCUGGAUGGUGAGCGGCAUAGGGGUCAGCCUAAGCUUGUGCAUCUGGACCUCGACUGCCUUGAUGUUUCUCUGGGGAAGGUGAACCAGUUCUCAGCUCCGGGGGGGUUGUUUGAGGAUGACCUCUUGGGAUGCCUGGAAGCCAUUGCGGCCAAGACCCAGCCGCUGUCGCUCACCGUUGCCGCCUUCGAUCCGAGAUUCGAAGGUGCGGAUCGCAUCGCCGACGUUGCCGUGCAGGCGAUCAAGGGUUUUGUCAUGGCCCUGGUUAAGAAUGGGGUGCUUCUGGCACAGGAGGAAUGA